Messenger RNA from Diplodia corticola, 1455 nucleotides. RefSeq names its product cysteine proteinase. The transcript is spliced from 3 exons. Gene Ontology annotation, biological process: protein deubiquitination. Bases 1 to 1455 code for a protein of 484 amino acids. NCBI's taxonomy places the organism in Eukaryota, Fungi, Ascomycota, Dothideomycetes, Botryosphaeriales, Botryosphaeriaceae. Gene Ontology annotation, molecular function: cysteine-type deubiquitinase activity. The record is from RefSeq and is a predicted model, not a curated record.
AUGCCGUCUCGCCCGAGUAAUGAUGACGAGUUUCCUCUUCUUUCUGGCCUCGGCCUGUACGCCGCAGAAAUCCUCGGUGACGGCAACUGCCUCUUCAAUGCCCUGUCCGACCAGCUGUACGGCCACCAGGCCGCCCACCGCGACAUCCGCGAGCGCACCGUCGAAUACAUGCGCGACAACGCCUGCGAGUUCAAGUCGUUCAUCAGCGUGAAUCCUGGUGGCGGCGUCCGCAGGAACCCGAAGCGCAAGAACGUUGGCGCCUACUCGACCCCUUACAGCCAGCAGGUGCCGACCGAGGAGGAGAUCGAGCAGACCUUCCAGCGGCACCUCGACACCAUGGCCAAAGGCGGCACAUGGGGCGACAAUGUCGAGCUCCAGGCCUUCGCCCGCGCCUACGGCGUCACCGUCAAAAUCUACCAGAGAGACUUCGCAUACUACGUCACUCCUUUUCAGGAUGAGCAGAAGAGGGAUAUUGUACACAUCGCCUAUCACACUUGGGAGCACUAUUCCUCAAUACGCAACCUUGACGGGCCACAUGACGGCCCUCCUGAAGUGCGCGAGAGGGCCCUCAGUCCGGAAACCGAGGCGGCUCAGAAGUUGAAGCUUGCGGCCACGCCUUAUGCCCAAGACUGGCAAAUUGACGUGGUCAUGAAGUCGCUGCCUUUCUUGACCGACAAAUCUACCAUUCGGAAGACGCUUGAAGAGUGCAAGGGCAGCAUCGACAACGCAGUGUCGAAAUUGCUUGACGAGGACUCUGGAAACCAGUCCUCUGCACAGGAAAGCUCUAGUAUAGAGCGUGAGCCUGAUAGCGACGACGACGACAUUUACGGCCCUAAAAAGAGCCGCAGUCGCCAAACUGGGUCUGAAGACAAGCACGACAGCCUCACCAGUGCGUCCAGGGCCAGUUCGACGAGCAGAAACAUCCUCAAGCCCAAGGGCCACAAGAAUCGUGCUGGAUCGAAGCUAGCCUCCCAAGAGUACGCACAGGACUCGCAGGACUCGAAACACAGCUCUCAAGCCAGCUCGCAGCAAAGUGACAGUUAUGCGCUUAGCCAAGCUACUGUCACAAUUCCUGACUCGGAUGCCGAGUCCAGUCAAGAGUCAGAUGCUGACCCCAUUGUGGCACCUCCGUCGCCUAAGCCAACUUCCGCACCCAGGCAGGGUCCUGUGCGUAUUAGGCUCACGAUGCCGAAGCCCCCACCAGAAAUGGAAGAAGCGGCAGCCAAUAUGCACGCCGGCAAGACCGCGCAGAAGCAGAUUGGCCCCCAAAGCCGCAAGAUCUCCGCUCGGGACAAAAAGGACAUGAAGAAGCAAGCCCAGAAAGCUGCGCGCAGAGAACGUCAACAGCAACAAGCUGCUAGCAACACCUCAGCAACCAGGACGCUUCCCAUAAUGACAAAGUCCAACCCGACGUCGCCUUCACUUGAUGCCGGCAUCAAGGUCCUCUACGUAUAG